CCGAGCUCCAGGGCGGCAGUGCGGCUCGGGCCGUGGUCGGGUGGAGGUCGAGUUCGACGGCGCUCCCUCUGGGUCGGCGCUGGUGCGGAGAGACGACGUGGCUGCCGCUGUCUUUCCGGGGGAGGGGAACCGCCGCUGUCUCGCUCGCCACGCUGGAUGUGUGUAUCCCCGGGACUGCCAUGGUUAUGCGUGACUCAGUGCCGGCGACCCUGAUUGGCCCAAGGGUUGUUCUGUUGCUUACAUGUUGACAGUUCCCUCGCCUACGCAGAGGUGAGAGACUCGUAUGCGAAAAUCAACAAGUGCGACGCUGCGAUACAUCCUCUCAGCCCGGGCGUCGGCGAACCUGUACAUUACUUCGGGGGAAAAAUUUGUCUCUCAUUUGUAGCAUGAACUGGCCAUCUCUCUGAACCUAAACAUGGCCAGAACCAAAGGACUGUUGACAUGGCCAUGCUGGUUCGUGUUGGGCACCAGCUGGGCUGUUAUAGGCACCACAUCCUGCGUGCGGAUCAAGGAACUCAACGUGCCUGCCGUGGCUCUAGUCAACGACAAGAUCCACCUUCGCUGUGAUUACGAGGAGGAAGGGAUGUCCAGAUUGUACACACUCAAGUGGUACAAGGACGGGAAGGAAUUCUACAGGUACCAGCCUGGUAUCUCGGCUCACUCCUCGGACGACCGUUGCGCUGAUGACCUGACCUACGACGUGGCCGGGGUCAAUGUUGAUUGCUGGGUCUCCACAGAGCGCGACGUGGUGCUCCAAGGCAUCUCCAAGACGACUUCGGGGGACUACCAGUGCGAAGUCAUCGGCGAGCAUCCGAUGUUCAGGAAGGAGGUUCGAGUGGCGAGACUCACUGUCUUCUCCGAAUCGCUCGAGCCUCCCGUGGUGUCUGGCGCGAAGGAAUCCUACAGAGACGUGGACGAAGUGGCGCUUAACUGCUCCUCGAGGAACGUGGAGUACAUCCCGGUCCUGUCGUGGCUCCUCAACGGUCGCCCUGCAGCCCCGGAACAAGUGAGGAAGUACCCCGAGCGGCGGACCGUCGGCCUCGCCUUCAAGACGACGGAUCAGCUGUUCCGACGGGGCUACAUCGAAGUCACGUGCGUCAGUUCCCUCGGCGGCGGACACCAGAGGAGAGCGAAGGUGCAGCUGGCCAACCACGCCUAUCUGAGAGCACAGGAAUAUCAUUAUAAUUCAGGUCGUAAGAGAGAUGAAGGAACGUGGGCGUGUGCAUUCGUGGGCGUCCUCACUUUCACCAUUCUUAAUCACCUUCUCUAUUAACUUUAUAUUCCUUGCGUCAUUGCCUCGUUUUACUGUAAAUGUGUAUAUAAAUGUA
This is a messenger RNA of Penaeus indicus, 1328 nucleotides long. RefSeq lists its product as uncharacterized. The record is from RefSeq and is a predicted model, not a curated record. Lineage: Eukaryota; Metazoa; Arthropoda; Malacostraca; Decapoda; Penaeidae. The transcript is spliced from 6 exons. The coding region runs from base 416 to 1273 and encodes 285 amino acids.